This is a messenger RNA of Odocoileus virginianus texanus, 1256 nucleotides long. RefSeq names its product distal-less homeobox 2 (gene DLX2). Gene Ontology annotation, molecular function: RNA polymerase II cis-regulatory region sequence-specific DNA binding; DNA-binding transcription factor activity, RNA polymerase II-specific. NCBI's taxonomy places the organism in Eukaryota, Metazoa, Chordata, Mammalia, Artiodactyla, Cervidae. The record is from RefSeq and is a predicted model, not a curated record. Gene Ontology annotation, biological process: negative regulation of transcription by RNA polymerase II; cell differentiation; embryo development.
CCCGCCCGAGCCAGCGCUAGGCGAGGAGCCGAGCAGCCCGAGAGGCGGAGAGAGGAUGCGGCCGGCGGCAGCUGUCCCGAGCAGUGCACGGUGAUCGCCUCCCCCGGAGGAGAAGUUGCCUAGACCGUAGCUACUUUUCUUGUUUUCCUCCCCCCCUCCCCCUCUGUAAUUACAUUGGCUGCUGGAGGGGACAGGGAGAGACGGAGGAGGCGCCUCGCUACCCCCCUCGCGCCCGCCACCCCUGCUCUUUGCCGUCCCGGGCCAGGAUGACUGGAGUCUUUGACAGUCUGGUGGCUGAUAUGCACUCGACCCAGAUCACGGCCUCCAGCACGUACCACCAGCACCAGCAGCCCCCGAGCGGCGGCGGCGCUGGCCCCGGCGGCAGCAACGGCAGCAGCCUCCACAAGCCUCAGGAGUCGCCCACUCUCCCGGUGUCCACAGCUACCGACAGCAGCUACUAUACCAACCAGCAACACCCGGCGGGCGGCGGCGGCGGCGGCGGUUCACCCUACGCGCACAUGGGUUCCUACCAGUACCACGCCAGCGGCCUCAACAGCGUCCCGUAUUCAGCCAAGAGCGGCUACGAUCUGGGCUACACCGCCGCCUACACUUCUUACGCGCCCUACGGGACCAGUUCGUCCCCGGCCAACAACGAACCUGAGAAGGAAGACCUCGAGCCUGAAAUCCGGAUAGUAAACGGGAAGCCAAAGAAAGUCCGGAAACCUCGAACCAUCUACUCCAGUUUCCAGCUGGCGGCUCUUCAGCGGCGUUUCCAAAAGACUCAGUACCUGGCACUUCCCGAGCGAGCUGAGCUGGCGGCGUCCCUGGGCCUCACCCAGACUCAGGUCAAAAUCUGGUUCCAGAACCGCCGAUCCAAGUUCAAGAAGAUGUGGAAAAGCGGUGAGAUCCCUUCGGAGCAGCACCCGGGGGCCAGCGCCUCGCCACCUUGUGCUUCGCCGCCCGCCUCGGCGCCGGCCUCCUGGGACUUCGGCGCGCCGCAGCGGAUGGGGGGCGGCGGCGGCGGCCCGGGCAGCGGCGGCAGCGGGGCGGGCAGCUCCGGCUCCAGCCCGAGCAGCGCGGCCUCGGCGUUCCUGGGCAACUACCCGUGGUACCAUCAGGCCUCCGGCUCCGCUUCGCACCUGCAGGCCGCCGCGCCGCUGCUGCACCCGACGCAAACCCCGCAACCUCACCACCACCAUCAUCACCACCACGGUGGCGGCGGGGGCGCCCCGGUGAGCGCCGGGACGAUCUUCUAA